Paramecium sonneborni is the source of this 824-nucleotide messenger RNA. Lineage: Eukaryota; Ciliophora; Oligohymenophorea; Peniculida; Parameciidae. The record is from the annotation of a GenBank genome assembly.
AUGUAAACACUAAUGGUAAAUUAUUGAAUUAUAAGUCUUUAGGAUUCAAAUUGAAAGGAAUAGCAGCAUCCAUAACCUCGCUUUCUUCGGUAUGGUUUAAAUGGUUCUUAUUCAGUGACCAAAGAGGAAAAAUAAUCACAUUUGAAUCUUCUGAACUUUAACAGCUAAAAUCUGGUUGAGGUGAUAGAAGAAUAGAAUUUCAACCUACUCCCAUCAAUAGAAUUGUAUCAUUAUUAGGAGUUAGAUAUAAUUUGAAUAAUCCGACGUUGAGUUUAAAGUAAAAUUUUUAAUAAUUAGAAUUUUAGAUUGAAGAGAUAACAUAAACAACAAUUAAGGUUGCUAGGGUUGAUUACAUAAAGUUCAAUGUUCUUUUGGUUACUGAUCAAUCAUUAUGGUCAAGUCCUAUUUCAUCUUAAAGUUAAUUUUCAGGUCCUUUUGUUAAUAGAUCGUCAAGUCCUUAUUCAGCUCAAAUAGUUUUUUCACAUCUUUAAGAAUUAACAAAUAAUGCAAAUAUUCCUAUUAUUGCAAUAAGAGGCUUACCAGCAGAAAGUAGUAGGAACUUUACGUUCACAUACCAUUCAGUUACUUUAGAUAUCAAUUUAAGUUUUAAAUAAACAUGUAAAUAUUUGAUAAUAUUGUUGAGCUUAUAAAAAAAAAUUUCUAAAAUUAAUUUCUAAUGUGCUGAAGAAAACUUGGCACUUUUCAAAAUUUUUAUCAUUUAAGUGAACUAUUAUAUCUUUUAAAAACUUCAUAAAAUGAGAUGCCUUAAGAAUUUUAUUUAGAAUAAAAAUUUGAUGAAUUGUGUUUUUUGGGGUUUUAAUUGA